AGCUCACAUAUCUAGAGGCAGGCAAAAAUGCAGCUGUAGUUUUACUUGAAAUGCUUUUCUAUUCUUGGUUUUUGAGUCAGAAUACACAUAGUAGAUUAAAUUACAUAUGCAAAAUUCUAUAGCCUAUGAUAUUAGACCAUUCUUGCAUUGCUAUAAAUACUUGAGACCAGGUAAUGUAUAAAGAAAAGAGGUAUAAUUGGCUCACAGUUCUGCAGGCUUUAUAGGAAGCAUGGUGCUGGUAUCUGCUUGGCUUCUGGGGAGGCUUCAGGAAGGUGAAGGGGGAGCAAACAAGUCACAUGGCCAGAGCAGGAGCAAGAUGGGGCGGUGGGGGCACCACACACUUUUAAAUGACCAGAUCUCAGAAAAACUCACUCACUAUUGGAGGGUAGCACGAACCCAUGAGGGAUCUGCCCACCCCCUCCCCGCUCCAAACACCUCCCACCAGGCCCCACCUCCAACACUGGGGAUUACAAUUCAACAUGAGAUUUGGUGGAGCCAUAUAUUCAAUCAUAUCACCUACUAAGCCCAAAGCUCUAAGAACUAUCUUUUUCUCUUACAAUGGAGCUACAAGAUUUUGCUUUGGUGAUUAAGAGAACAAUACAAUCUUAUGCAGGCAGGGCCCCAUAAUGUUUUAAAGUUACUGAAAAUAUUCCAAUUCAUAGUAAAAUAAUAAUAUUAGCUAUUAUUUAAUGAGCGAAACACGGUUAAAGCAUUUCCUCAAAGUCAUCUCAUUUAGUCUUCAAUAAGAAGUUUGGGGGCUUAUUAUGAACUCUCAGAGAUGGCAUUUGGAUGUCUUCAGGCUUAGGAGUAUGGACUCUGUCCUGGGGAUGAGGUUCAGAAAAACUUAGAUGUUGCUGGCCUUAGCUUACAAGGUCAAGUUAGUAAAAAUUUAGCAUGAUUAGAACUGGGAAAUGUCCUGCUCUAGGGGACUGCAAGUGAUUGCUGAGGUUGUUCCUCUUGUUACGUGUCUGAAUGCCUCUCAAGCCAGGAAGAGAAUUCCUUAUUAAAAAUGGCCGGAGGUACCAGCAUUCUACCUAGUCAGGGCUCCAGCUUCCCUCCUCUGUGUGCAAUCUAAGUUUUGGACCCAAGGGUGGAGGAUCUACCACUGUACAGUGCUGAGUAAGACAUGGUUCUCACCGAAGUCAGUGAAGUUCCCAGUCCUUUCUGGCGCGAGCUGCAUUCCCAGACACUCGCGUUCUUACGGAAAGAAGCUCUGUCUUUUGCGCUAGUGUUUGUCUACCCUCCCCUGCCCUAAAAUAAUGACUGCCCUCUACCUGAGAGAAAGGGACUUCAAUGGUGGUAAUCUACUCGCGGCUGGCUGCAUCCUUGAAAAAGCCCAUUUCUCUUCUACUAUCUUCAAGAUCUUGGUUAACCAGAUUCACAUUGUAUUUGCCGGACUCUUUCUCAGGUGACUGCUCUAUGUUCUUUUUUAUCUAAAGUAGGGCAAGUCACCCAUGGGUGCUAACCCUCCCCCACCCACAUCAAGGGAGAAACACUCCUCUACUCUUUUCUGGACAUUCCUGUUCAGAGUCGAGGUAAGGGUUGCACGGCCCCGCCCCACCCGCCCCUCCGUUACCAAGCCUUCCCUCGCCCGCCUCGCAGCCUCAGGGCCUUAGAACCCAGGCGGGGCGGGGCCGGGAAAGGUGAGGCUGCUGGCGGGAAGCGGCGGCGGCGCGCAGCGGUACCUAGCGGCGCUGCCCCGCUGGCAGCCGGACGACGUGGCACUGUCGGAGAAUACAGGAAGGGGAUUCGGCUUUCUCCUCCCCGCGAGGAGGAGCCUCGACAUCCUGCAGAGGCGAGAGGAUCCUUGAGGGCACUGGUGCGCCUUUCAGGUGAGGUCUUAGCAGAUAAAAGCGGCUGGCUGUGGUCCGCACCAGUAGUGCUUUCUGCUCCGCACUCGCCGUGAGCCAGGUGUGCAACCAGAUUUGGGGCGAGGGUCGCGCUGGCCACCUCGCAUGCGCAGAGCCGGGAGCCCGCUGACUGGACUACAGCUCCCAGAGGAGCCUUGUGGAGGCCGCAGACGCGGAGCCGCUGGCGCCAUCUUGAAAUCGAAUCCUCAAUCCCCGAGGCUUUGCGUCUGCGCGGCCGGCCGCUGCUGCUCCGGGAGCCCAGUCUGCUAAAAGGGGAGGACGUUGAGGACGCGGCGGCUGGCGGGAGAGACAGCUGGGGAGAGACAUGGCAGCGUCGGAGCGCGGCCUGCGCCUCUGUCACUCAGCAUCCCCUUAGGCGUUUCCACGCCCGCUCCCUGCCCGAGGGGCGGGGCUGACGGCUCUGGUACCCGGAGCCGGCGCGCGGGGCAGGGGUGCGCCCCUGCAGAGUGGGGACCCCACUGGGCUGUGCCAUGCUGACCGGAGACCACCGAGGCGGGAGACAGAGCGCAGCGAAGAGCCAUUGAGUGGUCACCCAGUAGCCGCCGCCGCCGCCGCCUCCGCCUCGGGAAGCUUGGCACCCGCUAGGAGGGAAGAUGAAGGAGAUUUGCAGGAUCUGUGCCCGAGAGCUGUGUGGAAACCAGCGGCGCUGGAUCUUCCACACGGCGUCCAAGCUGAACCUCCAGGUUCUGCUUUCUCACGUCUUGGGCAAGGAUGUCCCCCGCGAUGGCAAAGCCGAGUUCGCUUGCAGCAAAUGUGCUUUCAUGCUUGAUCGAAUCUAUCGAUUCGACACGGUUAUUGCCAGGAUUGAAGCGCUUUCUAUUGAGCGCUUGCAAAAGCUGCUACUGGAGAAGGAUCGCCUCAAGUUCUGCAUUGCCAGUAUGUAUCGGAAGAAUAACGAUGACUCUGGCGCGGAGAUCAAGGCGGGGAAUGGGACGGUUGACAUGUCCGUCUUACCCGAUGCGAGAUACUCUGCUCUGCUCCAGGAGGACUUCGCCUAUUCAGGGUUUGAGUGCUGGAUGGAGAAUGAGGAUCAGAUCCAGGAGCCACACAGCUGCCAUGGUUCAGAAGGCCCUGGAAACCGACCCAGGAGAUGCCGUGGUUGUGCCGCUUUGCGAGUUGCUGAUUCUGACUAUGAAGCCAUUUGUAAGGUACCUCGAAAGGUGGCCAGAAGUAUCUCCUGUGGCCCUUCUAGCAGGUGGUCGACCAGCAUUUGCACGGAAGAACCAGCGUUGUCUGAGGUUGGGCCACCCGACUUAGCAAGCACAAAGGUACCCCCAGAUGGAGAAAGCAUGGAGGAAGAGACGCCUGGUUCCUCUGUGGAAUCUUUGGAUGCAAGCGUCCAGGCUAGCCCUCCACAACAGAAAGAUGAGGAGACUGAGAGAAGUGUAAAGGAACUUGGAAAGUGUGACUGUUGUUCAGAUGAUCAGGCUCCGCAGCAUGGGUGGCUGGAGUUAGCUCUUAGCAUGAUUAAAGGUCUCGAUUAUAAGCCCAUCCAGAGCCCCCGAGGGAGCAGGCUUCCGAUUCCAGUGAAAUCCAGCCCACCUGGAGCCAAGCCUGGCCCUAGCAUGACAGAUGGAGUUAGUUCCGGUUUCCUUAACAGGUCUUUGAAACCCCUUUACAAGACACCUGUGAGUUAUCCCUUGGAGCUUUCAGACCUGCAGGAGCUGUGGGAUGAUCUCUGUGAAGAUUAUUUGCCGCUCCGGGUCCAGCCCAUGACUGAAGAGUUACUGAAACAACAAAAGCUGAAUUCACAUGAGACCACUAUAACUCAGCAGUCUGUAUCUGAUUCCCACUUGGCAGAACUCCAGGAAAACAUCCAGCAAACAGAGGCCACCAACAAGAUUCUUCAAGAGAAACUUAAUGAAAUGAGCUAUGAACUAAAGUGUGCUCAGGAGUCGUCUCAAAAGCAAGAUGGUACAAUUCAGAACCUCAAGGAAACUCUAAAAAGCAGGGAACGUGAGACUGAGGAGUUGUACCAGGUGAUUGAAGGUCAAAAUGACACAAUGGCAAAGCUUCGAGAAAUGCUGCACCAAAGCCAGCUGGGACAACUUCAUAGCUCAGAGGAUGCUUCUCCAGCUCAGCAACAGGUAGCUCUGCUUGAUCUUCAGAGUGCUUUAUUCUGCUGCCAACUUGAAAUACAGAAGCUCCAGAGGGUGGUACGACAGAAAGAGCGCCAACUGGCUGAUGCCAAACAAUGUGUGCAAUUUGUAGAGGCUGCAGCACACGAGAGUGAACAGCAGAAAGAGGCUUCUUGGAAACAUAACCAGGAAUUGCGAAAAGCCUUGCAGCAGCUACAAGAAGAAUUGCAGAAUAAGAGCCAACAGCUUCGUGCCCGGGAGGCUGAAAAAUACAAUGAGAUUCGAACCCAGGAACAAAACAUCCAGCACCUAAACCAUAGUCUGAGUCACAAGGAGCAGUUGCUUCAGGAAUUUCGGGAGCUCCUACAGUAUCGAGAUAACUCAGACAAAACCCUUGAAGCAAAUGAAAUGUUGCUUGAGAAACUUCGCCAGCGAAUACAUGAUAAAGCUGUUGCUCUGGAGCGGGCUAUAGAUGAAAAAUUCUCUGCUCUAGAAGAGAAAGAAAAAGAACUGCGCCAGCUUCGUCUUGCUGUGAGAGAGCGAGAUCAUGACUUAGAGAGACUGCGCGGUGUCCUCUCCUCCAAUGAAGCUACUAUGCAAAGUAUGGAGAGUCUCCUGAGGGCCAAAGGCCUGGAAGUGGAACAGUUAUCUACUACCUGUCAAAACCUCCAGUGGCUGAAAGAAGAAAUGGAAACCAAGUUUAGCCAUUGGCAGAAGGAACAAGAGAGUAUCAUUCAGCAGUUACAGACGUCUCUUCAUGAUAGGAACAAAGAAGUGGAGGAUCUUAGUGCAACAUUGCUCUGCAAACUUGGACCAGGGCAGAGUGAGAUAGCAGAGGAGCUGUGCCAGCGUCUACAGCGAAAGGAAAGGAUGCUGCAGGACCUUCUAAGUGAUCGAAACAAACAAGUGGUGGAACAUGAAAUGGAGAUUCAAGGCCUGCUUCAGUCUGUGAGCACCAGGGAGCAGGAAAGCCAAGCUGCUGCAGAGAAGAUGGUGCAAGCCUUAAUGGAAAGAAAUUCAGAAUUACAGGCCCUGCGCCAGUAUUUCGGAGGAAGAGACUCCCUGAUGUCCCAAACACCCAUCUCUAACCAACAAGCUGAAGUUACCCCCACUGGCCGUCUUGGAGAACAGACUGAUCAAGGUUCAAUGCAGAUACCUUCCAGAGAUGAUAGCACUUCACUGACUGCCAAAGAGGAUGCCAGCAUACCCAGAUCCACUUUAGGAGACUUGGACACAGUUGCAGGGCUGGAAAAAGAACUGAAUAAUGCCAAAGAGGAACUUGAACUCAUGGCUAAAAAAGAAAGAGAAAGUCAGAUGGAACUUUCUGCUCUACAGUCCAUGAUGGCUGUGCAAGAAGAAGAGCUGCAGGUGCAGGCUGCUGAUAUGGAGUCUCUGUCCAGGAACAUACAGAUUAAAGAAGAUCUCAUAAAGGACCUGCAAAUGCAACUGGUUGAUCCUGAAGACAUACCAGCUAUGGAACGCCUGACCCAGGAAGUCUUACUUCUUCGGGAAAAAGUUGCUUCAAUAGAAUCCCAGGGUCAAGAAAUUUCAGGGAACCGAAGACAACAGUUGCUGCUGAUGCUAGAAGGACUAGUAGAUGAACGGAGUCGGCUCAAUGAGGCCUUACAAGCAGAGAGACAGCUCUAUAGCAGUCUGGUGAAGUUCCAUGCCCAUCCAGAGAGCUCUGAGAGAGACCGAACUCUGCAGGUGGAACUGGAAGGGGCUCAGGUGUUACGCAGUCGGCUAGAAGAAGUUCUUGGAAGAAGCUUGGAGCGCUUAAACAGGCUGGAGACCCUGGCCGCCAUUGGAGGUGCAGCUGCAGGGGAUGACACCGAAGAUGCAAGCACUGAGUUUACUGACAGUAUUGAGGAGGAGGCCGCACACCAUAGUCACCAGCAACUUGUCAAGGUGGCUUUGGAGAAAAGUCUGGCAACUCUGGAGACCCAGAACCCAUCUUUUUCCCCUCCUUCUCCAAUGGGAGGGGACAGUAACAGGUGUCUUCAGGAAGAAAUGCUCCACCUGAGGGCUGAGAUCCACCAGCACUUAGAAGAGAAGACGAAAGCUGAGGAGGAACUGAAGGAGCUAAAGGCUCAAAUUGAGGAAGCAGGAUUCUCCUCAGUGUCCCACAUCAGGAACACCAUGCUGAGCCUUUGCCUUGAGAAUGCAGAGCUGAAAGAGCAGAUGGGAGAAGCAAUGUCUGAUGGAUGGGAGAUCGAGGAAGACAAGGAGAAGGGCGAGGUGAUGGUUGAGACUGUGGUAGCCAAAAAGGGUCUGAGUGAGAGUAGCCUUCAGGCUGAGUUCAGAAAGCUCCAGGGAAAACUGAAGAAUGCCCACAAUAUCAUCAACCUCCUCAAAGAACAACUUGUGCUGAGUAGCAAGGAAGGGAAUAGUAAACUUACUCCAGAGCUCCUCGUGCAUCUGACCAGCACCAUCGACAGAAUAAACACAGAACUGGUUGGUUCUCCUGGGAAGCACCAACACCAAGAGGAGGGGAAUGUGACUGUGAGGCCUUGCUCCAGACCCCAGAGCCUUGACCUUGGGGCUACCUUCACAGUGGAUGCCCACCAAUUGGAUAACCAGUCCCAGCCUCGUGACCCUGGGCCUCAGUCAGCGUGUAGCCUACCAGGGUCCACCCAGCACCUGCGCUCCCAGCUGUCACAAUGCAAACAACGCUAUCAAGAUCUCCAGGAGAAGCUGCUGCUAUCAGAAGCCACUGUCUUUGCUCAGGCUAGUGAGCUGGAGAAAUACAGAGUUAUGCGUACAGGUGAAUCCUUGGUGAAGCAGGACAGCAAGCAGGUCCAGGUGGACCUCCAGGACCUGGGCUAUGAGACUUGUGGCCGAAGCGAGAAUGAGGCUGAACGGGAGGAAACCACCAGUCCUGAGUGUGAGGAGCACAACACCCUCAAGGAAAUGAUCCUGAUGGAGGGGCUAUGCUCUGAGCAGGGGCACCAGGGCUCAACACUGGCUAGUUCCUCCGAGAGGAAGCCCUUGGAGAACCAGCUAGGGAAGCAGGAAGAGUUCCGGGUAUAUGGAAAGUCAGAAAACAUCUUGGUCCUACGAAAGGACAUCAAAGAUCUGAAGGCCCAGCUGCAGAAUGCCAACAAGGUCAUUCAAAACCUCAAGAGCCGGGUCCGGUCCCUCUCGGUUACAAGUGAUUAUUCAUCUAGUCUGGAAAGACCCCGGAAGCUGAGAGCUGUUGGCACCUUGGAAGGGUCUUCACCUCAUAGUGUCCCUGAUGAGGAUGAGGGGUGGCUGUCUGAUGGCACUGGGGCUUUCUACUCUCCAGGGCUUCAGGCCAAAAAGGACCUGGAGAGUCUCAUCCAGAGAGUAUCCCAGCUGGAGGCCCAGCUCCCAAAAAAUGGACUAGAAGGGAAGCUGGCUGAGGAGCUGAGAUCAGCCUCGUGGCCUGGGAAAUAUGAUUCCCUGAUUCAGGAUCAGGCCCGGGAACUGUCUUACCUACGGCAAAAAAUACGAGAAGGGAGAGGUAUUUGUUAUCUUAUCACCCAGCAUGCAAAAGAUACAGUAAAAUCUUUUGAGGAUCUCCUAAGGAGCAAUGACAUUGACUACUACCUGGGACAGAGCUUCCGGGAGCAACUCGCCCAGGGAAGCCAGCUGACAGAGAGGCUCACCAGCAAACUCAGCACCAAGGAUCAUAAAAGUGAGAAAGAUCAAGCUGGACUUGAGCCACUGGCCCUCAGGCUCAGCAGGGAGCUGCAAGAGAAGGAGAAAGUGAUUGAAGUCCUGCAGGCCAAGCUGGAUGCUCGGUCCCUCACACCCUCCAGCAGCCAUGCCUUGUCUGACUCCCACCGCUCUCCCAGCAGCACCUCUCUCCUGUCUGAUGAGCUGGAAGCCUGCUCUGACAUGGACAUAGCCAGCGAGUACACACACUAUGAAGAGAAGAAAGCUUCUCCCAGUCACUCAGAUUCCAUCCAUCAUUCGAGUCGUUCUGCUGUGUUGUCUUCUAAACCAUCAUCAACCAGUGCAUCUCAGGGGGUUAAGGCCGAAUCCAACAGCAACCCCAUCAGCUUGCCAACUCCCCAGAAUCCCCCCAAGGAGGCCAACCAGGCCCAUUCAGGCUUUCAUUUUCACUCCAUACCCAAGCUGGCUAGCCUUCCUCAGGCACCGUUGCCCUCAGCUCCACCCAGCUUCCUGCCUUUCAGCCCCACUGGCCCUCCCCUCCUUGGCUGCUGUGAGACACCGGUGGUCUCCUUGGCUGAGGCUCAGCAGGAGCUACAGAUGCUGCAGAAGCAGUUGGGAGAAAGUGCCAGCACUGUUCCUCCUGCUUCUACAGCUACAUUGCCGAGCAACGACUUGGAAGCCGACUCCUCCCCCUACCUCAACUCUGCCCAGCCUCACUCUCCUCCAAGGGGCACCAUAGAACUGGGAAGAAUCCUAGAGCCUGGGUACCUGGGCAGCAGUGGCCAGUGGGACAUGAUGAGGCCUCAGAAAGGGAGUGUAUCUGGGGACCUAUCCUCAGGCUCCUCUGUGUACCAGCUUAACUCCAAACCCACAGGGGCUGACCUGCUGGAAGAGCAUCUUGGUGAAAUCCGGAACCUGCGCCAGCGCCUGGAGGAGUCCAUCUGCAUCAAUGACCGCCUACGGGAGCAAUUGGAACACCGGCUGAGCUCUACUGCUCGUGGAAGCGGAUCCACUUCUAACUUCUACAGUCAGGGCCUGGAGUCCAUACCUCAGCUCUGCAAUGAGAACAGAGUCCUCAGGGAAGAAAAUCGAAGACUUCAGGCUCAACUGAGUCAUGUUUCCAGAGAGCACUCCCAGGAAACGGAAAGCCUGAGAGAGGCUCUGCUGUCCUCUCGAUCCCACCUUCAAGAGCUGGAAAAGGAGCUGGAGCACCAGAAGGUGGAAAGGCAGCAGCUUUUGGAAGACUUGAGGGAGAAGCAGCAAGAGGUCUUGCAUUUCAGGGAGGAACGUCUUUCCCUCCAGGAAAACGACUCCAGACUGCAGCACAAGCUGGUUCUCCUGCAGCAACAGUGUGAAGAGAAACAGCAGCUCUUUGAGUCCCUCCAAUCAGAGCUACAAAUCUACGAGGCACUUUAUGGCAAUUCCAAGAAGGGGCUGAAAGCUUACAGCCUGGAUGUCUGUCACCAAAUCCCUCUGAGCAGUGACCUGAGCCACCUGGUGGCAGAGGUACGAGCUCUGAGAGGGCAGCUGGAGCAGAGCAUUCAGGGGAACAAUUGUCUGCGACUGCAGCUGCAACAGCAGCUGGAUAGCGGUGCUGGCAAAGCCAGCCUCAGCCCGUCCUCCAUUAACCAGAACUUCCCAGCCAGCGCUGACCCUGGAAACAAGCAGCUGCUCCUCCAAGAUUCAGCUGUGUCUCCUCCAGUCCGGGAUGUUGGUAUGAAUUCCCCAGCUCUGGUCCUCCCCAGCUCUGCUUCCUCUACUCCUGGCUCAGAAAUGGCCAUAAUCAACAGAGCAGAUGGCUUGGGUUUGGAUACUUCUCCAGUAUUGAAGACCCCUCCCAAGCUGGAGGGGGAUGCUACUGAUGGCUCCUUUGCCAAUAAGCAUGGCCGCCAUGUCAUUGGCCACAUUGAUGACUACAGUGCCCUAAGACAGCAAAUUGUGGAGGGCAAGCUGCUGGUCAAAAAGAUAGUGUCUCUUGUGAGAUCAGCAUGCAGCUUCCCUGGCCUUGAAGCCCAAGGCACAGAGGUGCUAGGCAGCAAAGGCAUUCAUGAGCUUCAGAGCAGCACCAGUGCCCUGCACCAUGCCCUAGAGGAGUCGGCUUCCCUUCUCAGCAUGUUCUGGAGAGCGGCCCUGCCAAGCACCCACAUCCCUGUGCUGCCUGGCAAAGUGGGAGAAUCAACAGAAAGGGAACUUCUGGAACUGAGAACCAAAGUAUCCAAACAGGAGUGGCUCCUUCAGAGGACAGCUGAGCGUCUGAAGACUGCCAACCAGCAGAAGGAGAGCAUGGAGCAGUUCAUCGUCAGCCAGCUAACCAGAACACAUGAUGUUUUAAAGAAGGCAAGGACUAACUUAGAGAGCAGCACUUACAGGAUUGCCUCUGUAAAGCCUUAUUCCUGUCCCAGAAAAGGUGAAAUCCCUAAGGGCUCUGCCGUGUACUCCAGCCUUGUGACCCUUGCCUUCCAGGAACCACGCAAGAAGCGCAGCCACCAGAAGUCCUUAAAACAGCAGGAAAGGUGGGCCUGUCCCCCUUUUGUGCAGCUACCUAUCUGCUGAGGAGCAUGUGGGCCUCAUUCCUCCAAGUCCACUGGAGGGUCCAGAAGAGGGAGUCAGAGAUGUAUCCUGGUGGAGCUGGGAGAAAGGCAGAAAGCCUUUCUGACAGCUAUGGAAUACCAUUAGCCAAGGUCCACUUGGCCCAGCACUAAGCAAAAGAUGCGUAGUUUGCAUAGACGGUUUUGUGAUACUGCCUCUUAACAGCCCCAGCAGCUUGGGAACUAGCAACAGCACAUUUCUUGCCUCAUCAGCUGUCCUGAGAUGGAAAACUCAGUGGAUAUAGGACUCUGAUUCUGAUGAAUGGGGCACGUGGUCCCAAUGCUGGAGCUCCUCUGGCAGGUUCUAAAGGCACACUACUGAGCAGCGGUGCCCUGCCGGACACUGCUGGUGGGGGCUCAGUGAGCACUACUCACAGAUCCACACCUGACCCUGUUGGGUCGAGUCAGGCUGGGCUUUGGUCUGCACUGUAGCACCUGUGUUCUUUGAGUUCACAUCAUGAAUGUGGUGACUUCCCAGAUACCAUCUCAGGCUUAACCUAGCACAUCCUAUUUCUUUUCUUCUAUGAUAUCCGAAUUGGACUGACCUCACUUCAAAGAUGCUGUCCCAUUUUGUCAUCCUAUCUUAUCUCGGGGAAACUGGGGACUGAUGGCCAGACCAACUCUGUUGAAAUUCUUGCAUAGAGCAAACCUGUGCUCAUUUUUAAGUGGAAUGGGAGAGGCCCCUAGCCUAGGAAAGCCUAGUCUCUGUCUUCACAGUGCUGAUAGAAUGUGUUUGUGUGUAUAAAUGUAUGAUAUAGAUUUAUAUAUGUUGCUAUCACCAUAUAUUGAAAGCCAUCAUAACUGGUGGACAGGGUGGGUGACAGAAAAUGAAAGUCUUUUUGGUGAUUAUUAAAGCAAAAUGUGUAUAAAGAAAUAAACAGUUUUUCUUUCA
Molecule: messenger RNA, 11068 nt
Organism: Pongo pygmaeus (Bornean orangutan)
Lineage: Eukaryota; Metazoa; Chordata; Mammalia; Primates; Hominidae
Product: myomegalin
Exons: 41
Coding region: 2465-10141 (2558 amino acids)
Biological process (GO): centrosome cycle; positive regulation of microtubule nucleation; regulation of Golgi organization
Cellular component (GO): nucleus; Golgi apparatus; centrosome
Molecular function (GO): zinc ion binding; molecular adaptor activity
Source: RefSeq, a predicted model, not a curated record